AUGCAGCUGUCGCUUGCCCUUCUAGCCACGGUCAUCGGCCAGGCGGCCGUGACGACAGCUUCCGUUCUCGCACCUCCAGUGCUACCGCUGAUUGUCCGUAACCCCUAUCUAAGCACUUGGCUGGGCGACGCCCGUGAGGCACCAUGGGCAAAAUGGCCCAUGUUCUACACUGGGGAGGAAAUAGGCCUCGCCGUGCUGGCUCAUGUACCAAGCCAGGGCGCGGUUUAUCCUCUAGUGGGUAAACCGCAGGAUUCCCUGGGUUCAAAAGGAGGGUAUAAAGUAAAAUACCCGGAGUACCUCGGGCAUAAUUAUGAUGCCUCCACGACGAAUUUGACUUAUCGCGUCGACACUGAGAGUUCGACGCCUCUCGAGAUUACAGUCUCUUUUCUCUCUCCCAUUACGCCAACAUCGACUCUGCGGCAGUCUAUUCCGGCUUCUUAUGUUACAAUAGACGUUAAGGGUGAGGUCGACGUUAAUGUCUAUAUUGACAUUGAUGGGCGUUGGGUCAGUGGAGAUGCUGGAUCUCGAAUCAACUGGAAUUGGGACACUGUAAACGUCGAAAAUCAGAUAGACAAGAAACCCAGUCUCCAAAGAUGGCAAAUUCGGAGAGAGAAUGAAGCUUUACUCUCUGAGAUCAACGAUCGUGCUGAAUGGGGUACCCUUCAUUUCACAGGACCGACCAACGCCCAAUAUGAAUCCGGAGAAGCUGGAAACGUGCGACGAAAGUUCGCUAGCGCAGGUACCCUGGGUAACGAAAAUGACAAGGAUUUCCGAGCCAUUCGAGACCGGUCGCCUGUCUUUGCAUUCUCCAAGUCAUUCAGCCUUGGUCGCACAUCAGCAAAGACAUCGGAUAGCGUUACUUUCACUAUUGCCCUCAUUCAGAUACCGGUUGUUCAAUAUGCGUCGGCUCGCGGGUUGACUCUCAUGCGACCUCUCUGGGAGUCUUGGUUCCCAACUACAGAGGAGCUGCUAACCUUCCACUACAAUGAUCACGCAGCGGCUGGUUCCCUGGCUGCGAACUACUCAGAGCAAGUGGCCGAUGAUGCAUACCUCUCUGGUGCCGAUGACUACGUGGAUAUUGUCGCGCUUAGUGCUAGACAAGUUAUGGGCGCUACGACUUUCUCCGGCACCCCAGAAAACCCCAUUCUGUUCUUGAAAGAGAUCUCGUCCAAUGGUAACUUCCAAACUAUUGAUGUUAUCUUCCCGGCAUUCCCGUUCUUCAUGUACACCAACCCACGCUGGUUGGCGUACCUGCUUGAGCCACUGAUUGAGCAUAUGCUGAGUGGACAAUACCCCAACAACUAUGCUAUGCAUGAUUUGGGAACCCACUUCCCCAACGCAACUGGUCACCCAGAUGGUAAUGAUGAGUAUAUGCCCGUGGAAGAAUGUGGAAAUAUCUUGAUCAUGGGUUUGGCAAUUGCAAAUUCGUUGCAGUAUGAGGAGUCAUCUGAGGCUGCAUCUAUGUGGUCUACACAGGGCUCUACCUCUUCGGGAUACACUACCAAAGAUUCUAGCGUCUUCCCAUUGAGUGACCUCCAGGUACUUUCUGGAAUUACACACCAGGAUGGUAGAUGGGGUGGUGGUGUGGCGGGCAAGAACCUUGCUGAGAAAUGGGUCAAGCGAAGCUACCGUCUUUGGAAGCAAUGGACUGGGUAUCUGGUGGAAUUUUCCUUGGAACCAGCCAACCAACUCUCAACCGACGACUUCGCGGGCUGGUUAGCACUCCAGACUAACCUGGCCUUGAAGGGUAUUGUGGGCAUCAAUGCUAUGAGCAAGCUUGCUGAGCUGACUGGACACGAUUCGGACGCCUCAUACUUUAAGAACAUUGCCGAUAAAUACAUUGCCAAAUGGGAAGAACUUGGCAUGUCCCGCGACGGUACACAUGCUAAGGUAGCAUACGAUUGGUACGGCUCCUGGACCACAAUCUACAACCUGUACGCAGACGCUCAGCUCUGCUUCCACCUGGACGGAGCCGAUGAUGCCUCAAAUGAAUCACCCGGCUUUGUUCCUCGCCACAUUUACCAGAAGCAGUCAGUGUGGUACCACUACGUGCGUCAGAAGUACGGUCUUCCCCUCGACAGUCGACACCUCUACACCAAGACCGAUUGGGAAUUCUUCUCAAUGGCAGUAGCCUCGAAGCCUGUUCGUUCCGAAAUCCUUGAAUCUGUCGCGCGCUGGGUCAACGAGACUGUGACCGAUCGACCCUUCACGGAUCUUCAUCAGACAGAGGGCGAUGGCAAUUUCCCUGGACCUAACUUCUUCGCACGACCCGUUAUCGGUGGUCAUUUUGCGUUCUUGGCUUUGGAACGUGCAUGUGGAGGCCGAGCUAUGCCUGGAUUGUCGUUCUUGGACGAGGUAGAUGAUGAGACUAUGCAGGUUUGGAGUGAGAGCGCCGAGGCUGCGGCCGCACAGAUUUCUGAUCCUUGGAAGUAUCACCAUGGACCAUAUGGAGAUCUGUAG
This is a messenger RNA of Penicillium angulare, 2460 nucleotides long. Its product is annotated as putative glutaminase. Lineage: Eukaryota; Fungi; Ascomycota; Eurotiomycetes; Eurotiales; Aspergillaceae. The transcript is spliced from 5 exons. The coding region runs from base 1 to 2460 and encodes 819 amino acids. The record is from RefSeq and is a predicted model, not a curated record.